Molecule: messenger RNA, 1920 nt
Organism: Babesia sp. Xinjiang
Lineage: Eukaryota; Apicomplexa; Aconoidasida; Piroplasmida; Babesiidae
Gene: typA
Product: GTP-binding protein TypA/BipA -like protein
Exons: 1
Coding region: 1-1920 (639 amino acids)
Cellular component (GO): ribonucleoprotein complex; cytosol
Molecular function (GO): GTP binding; GTPase activity
Source: RefSeq, a predicted model, not a curated record
AUGAUACUUCACACUCGCAAACUGUUUUCACAACUGGCAAAAACUGCCUUACCAUCAAAUUAUUGUUUUCAACGCCAAUUUUCUUAUAUACGGAACGUUGCCGUCGUAGCACAUGUUGACCACGGUAAAACAACGCUUGUGGAUGGGUUGCUUCGUUGCAGUGGAGAAAACAUCACACAUAGACGUGCUUUGGACAGCCACGCACUGGAGAAGGAAAGGGGAAUCACCAUAUGCUCAAAAGUUACACGAGUGCUGUGGUCAGGUCACACAUUCAACAUUGUAGACACGCCUGGCCACGCGGAUUUCGGCGGCGAGGUGGAACGCAUACUCAACAUUGUGGAUUGCGUAUGUCUGCUGAUAGAUGUCGUAGAAGGACCGAAACCGCAGACCACGUUCGUACUACGAAAGGCUCUUGAGAAUCCAGCUCUAAGGGCUGUUGUAGUGAUGAAUAAAUGCGACCGAGAAUGCAAUAAAACACAAGAGGAUAUCGAAAAUGAAUUGUUUGAAUUGUUUGUUAACUGCGGUGCGUCGGAUGAACAACUUGAAUUCCCGAUUCUCUUUGCAUCGGCAAAAGAAGACUGGGUAUCGCUCUCGUACCCAAUCGACCGGACGAAAGUAUCUGGCGCUUCAUUAAUCCUCGAGUCACUAGCUAUGGUGGCACCGCCUCCAGUGGUAGCACCUCACGCGUAUUUUACGUUGCAAGUAUCACUCCUCGACUUUGACGAAGGUUGUACACUUGUCACGGGCAAGGUAAACAGUGGAAGUCUUCAGAGAGAUGACACGUUACAGUUGAAGGAUUGCACUGGUAAACUGAAAGGACACACGGUGGUUAAGGAUAUAUUUGUUGCAAAACGUGAUGGAAGGGUUAAAUUGGAUGGUAUCGCCCGUGUCGGUGACAUAAUAACAAUCCAAUGUCACAAGGGCACAGCUCCAGACAUCAACGAUACGCUAGGAUCACAAUCUAUGUUUGAACCUUUACCACCAGUUAAAAUAUCUGGGCCCGUUAUUUCUGUUGUUAUUUCGGCAAACACCAGUCCACUGGCUGGUUCCGAUGGUAAACUGCAGACCACUGCUGAGAUCGGAAAGCGUCUAAUAUACGAAGCAAAACGUAACCUCACCAUUCAGGUGGUACCAACUGCUGAUAAGGAUGCAUAUCAUGUAAAUGGUCGCGGAGAACUCCAGAUUGGGGUGUUGCUAGAGAACAUGCGCCGCGAAGGUUUUGAAAUGACCGUAUCUCCGCUCUCAGCCAUCACCACUACUGGUGAAGAUGGUAUUGAGAUGGAGGCACUGCAAGAGUUACUUGUGCUGUGUCCCAGCGAAAUGGCACCAAACGUGGUAGACUUGUUGGCAUCACGGGGAGUAGAGGUGGUCUCAUAUUCAGGUAAGGGGUUGUUGUAUACAAUGCAACAUUGCGCAGACUGUCAGGGGGGAGCCGAGAAAUUCACGCAGAUGGAAUUUAUGGGUACUACAACCCAAUUCCUAGGACUGAUGAUUUCGCUGCGUGAUAUCAUGAGAGGGCGUGGUGAGAUCGCUGUGUCGACCGUUGGCUAUCGGCCUCUUCAGAAAAACAUUCAAACGUCCCGAAAAAAUGGCUCACUCAUAUCAAGUUGCGCCGGUAUCGCAACUCCUUAUGGUCUCGAACCUGCUAUGUCUAAGGGUACUCUUUUCAUAUGCGAGGGUACUCGUGUCUAUGAGGGGAUGGUUAUUGGCGAAUCAAGUACUGAUAAUGACCUACAUCUAAACGUGGUGCGCGUAAAACCUGUCACUGGGAUGCGAAACAAAGGGAGCGAACAAACCAUAAAAAUAGUCUCUAAGCAACUCACUGUGGAACAGGCACUGGCGUUCAUCACCCACGACGAACAGCUAGAGUUGACUCCCAAACGCAUUGCGAUCAGAAAAAAACAACUAAGUAGGCGGUAG